This is a messenger RNA of Trichomonas vaginalis G3, 729 nucleotides long. RefSeq names its product antigen BSP-related family. The record is from RefSeq and is a predicted model, not a curated record. The coding region runs from base 1 to 729 and encodes 242 amino acids. Gene Ontology annotation, molecular function: protein binding. The transcript has a single exon. Lineage: Eukaryota; Parabasalia; Trichomonadida; Trichomonadidae.
AUGUCUUUUGUUUUUUGUCUUCUUGCUACCACCACAGUUACAUUUAAUGAUGACAAAACAGAAGCUACUAUCAGUGGCGAUGGAAUCUUCACAGGGUUCGAUGAACUGCCAACAAACCUCAAAAAAGCAACAAUAACAGGAGACAUCACCCAAAUUGGAGACAAAUCAUUUGCAGGACUUUCCAAUCUCAUAACAGUAAACUUCCAAUUAACAUCACAAACAUUAAAAAUCGGUUCUUACGCAUUUAAUGGAACAAUUAAUUUACAAACCAUCAACAUCCCAGAUUUUACACAAACAAUCGACAAGGGAGCUUUUUGCAACUGCGUUUCAUUAACAAAAAUUGAUAUUCCUUCAACUUUAACAAAGAUUUCUAAACUUUGCUUUUUUAAUUGCACAAAACUCCAAAAAAUCGAUUUAAAGAAUAUAAAAACAAUAGAAGAAAGUGGAUUUGAACAAUGUAUUUCACUUUCUGAAAUAAUUAUGUCAAAUUCUCUUGAAACAAUAAAUUCUACAGCUUUUUCAAGUUGUUCAUCACUAACAACAAUUAAUCUUCCAAAUACAAUCAAAUAUAUAGGUCCAGGAUCUUUUUAUUCAUGUACAAGUUUAUCAACAAUAAAUAUUCCAGAAACAAUCAAGAAUUUAGAAUCAGCUGUUUUUUUAUUCUUGUUCAAGUUUAUCUUCAAUAAAUCUUCCUUAUUCAUUGGAGUCAAUUGGUCAAAUAGCAUUUAG